AUUGGCCGUGUCCUGCGCAUGCGCACGACCAGGCAUCCCCUGACAAGCAGACAUGGCGACGUCCCUGAUCUGCGGCCGCUUGACGGCAAGCCUGAGGAACUCGGGGCCCAGAGGCGCUCUUAGCGCCGCUUCCAAGGCUCUGGCGGGCUCUUCAGGUCUGCUGGGAGGCCACGCGUCGGCGCCGUGUCAGCAGCAGCAGCAGCAGCAACGGAGGAGCCUGUCCCUCCAUGAGUACAUGAGCCUCGGCCUGUUGAAGGACGCCGGCAUCGCGGUCCCCGCCGGCAUGGUGGCCGGCUCCUCGGACGAGGCCUACGCCGUUGCCAAGCAGAUCGGUUCCAAAGACCUGGUGGUGAAGGCUCAGGUGCUGGCAGGCGGACGAGGAAAAGGAACGUUCGAGGGCGGACUGAAGGGAGGCGUCCGGAUCGUCUACUCGCCCGAGGAGGCGCGGGACAUUUCCUCCCAGAUGAUUGGCCGCAAGUUGUACACCAAGCAGACGGGCGAGGCGGGUCGCAUCUGCAACCAGGUCUUCAUCUGCGAGCGGCGCUACCCGCGCCGGGAGUACUACUUCGCCAUCACCAUGGAGAGGUCCUUCCAGGGCCCCGUGUUGAUCGGCAGCUCGCAGGGGGGCGUCAACAUCGAGGACGUGGCGGCGGAAAACCCCGACGCCAUCGUCAAGGAGCCCAUCGACAUCGUGGAGGGCAUCAAGAUGGAGCAGGCGCUCAAGGUGGCGCAGAAGAUGGGCUUUCCGCAGCCGCUGCAGACGGAGGCGGCCGAGAACAUGAUCAAGCUCUACGACGUCUUCAUCAAGUACGACGCGUCCAUGCUGGAGAUCAACCCCAUGGUGGAGGACUCCUCGGGCAUUGUCAUGUGCAUGGAUGCCAAGAUCAACUUUGACUCCAACGCCGCCUACCGGCAGAAGAAGGUGUUUGACCUACAAGACUGGACCCAGGAGGACCCGCGCGACCGGCAGGCGGCCAAAGCCGACCUCAACUACAUCGGCUUGGACGGAACCAUCGGCUGCCUGGUGAACGGCGCCGGCCUGGCCAUGGCCACCAUGGACAUCAUCAAACUGCACGGGGGCACGCCCGCCAACUUCUUGGACGUGGGCGGCGGGGCCACCGCCCACCAGGUCACCGAGGCCUUCAAGCUCAUCACGUCCGACAGGAAGGUUCAGGCCAUUUUGGUCAACAUCUUCGGAGGCAUCAUGAGGUGCGACGUCAUCGCCCAGGGCAUCAUCAUGGCCGUCCGCGACCUCGACCUCAAGAUCCCCAUCGUGGUGCGACUGCAAGGCACGCGUGUGGAUGACGCCAAAGCUCUGAUUGCCGCCAGCCCGCUGAAAAUCCUGGCCUGCGAUGACCUGGACGAAGCUGCAAAAAUGGUGGUGAGGCUUUCGGAAAUCGUUUCGCUGGCGAAGGAAGCGCAAGUGGACAUUACCUUCCAGCUUCCCAUCUGAUGCUACAAGCAAGCACUCCCUGUUUGACUUCAUGUGGACACCAACCCCCAAGUAGCCCCUCCCCCUUCUCUGUGGCCUGAUGGCGGCGGGCAUCCUUCACCACCCCUUUAGCUUUUCUUCUGGCUGUUUAAUGCGCACACUCCCUCCCCGCCAGUGUUGACACACUCCACCGCACUAGCGCUCCUCACUGGACGCAGCUUCACACACAGCAGCUGCAAUGAAGAUAAAGGAUCACGGAAGGCAUUUUGGCUGGAAGACCACGCCACUAGCCCUUACUUGACACUGAUAAACGGUCGCGCCAUCUUUGAAGGCUAUGCGCUAGCUCCGAUUUAGCUCUGUGCUAAAGGUCCCAUUUGUCUUUCGAUUCCUCCCCGGUGUGUCGGUGGCGGCGGCGGCGGCUCUCGCCACCCAUCUCCUCCUGGUGAAUUAUUCACCGCUGCUGUAAUGGAACUUCUGCUUAAGC
Messenger RNA from Syngnathus acus (greater pipefish), 1916 nucleotides. RefSeq names its product succinate-CoA ligase ADP-forming subunit beta (gene sucla2). Gene Ontology annotation, molecular function: ATP binding; succinate-CoA ligase (ADP-forming) activity. Gene Ontology annotation, biological process: tricarboxylic acid cycle; succinyl-CoA metabolic process. The transcript has 11 exons. The record is from RefSeq and is a predicted model, not a curated record. Gene Ontology annotation, cellular component: succinate-CoA ligase complex; mitochondrion. NCBI's taxonomy places the organism in Eukaryota, Metazoa, Chordata, Actinopteri, Syngnathiformes, Syngnathidae. Bases 53 to 1453 code for a protein of 466 amino acids.